AUGGCCGCCAUUUCCACGCUCCUCCUCGCCGCCGUCCUCUUCGUCGCCCCCACCCUCGCCGCCGCCCAGCCCCGCGGUUUCGGAGGGGUGGCGCCGUCGGCGUACGCGCGGUACGUGGUGGACGCGGCGGAGACGGCGGCGGAGGAGGCGUACGACUACGUCGUGGUGGGGGGCGGCACGGCGGGGUGCCCGCUCGCCGCGACGCUGGCCGGGCCCGGCGGGGGCCGCGUGCUGCUGCUGGAGCGCGGCGGUGCGCCCGCGGAGUUCCCGCCGCUCGCCACCGCGGGCGGGUUCGUGAGGACGCUCGCCAUGGCGGACCCCGCGCCGGAGUCCGACGCGCCCGGGCAGACCUUCACGUCGGAGGACGGCGUGCCGAACGUGCGCGCGCGCGUCCUCGGCGGCGCCACGUCCAUCAACGCCGGGUUCUACUCGCGCGCCCACCCGGACUGGUUCCGCGGCCACGGCGAGGGUGCCGAAGCAAUGAACUGGGACAUGCGGAUGGUGAACGCAUCGUACGAGUGGGUGGAGAGGGAGCUGACGUUCCAGCCGGUGGUGCGAGGGUGGCAGGCGGCGGUGCGGGCGGGGCUGCUGGAGGCCAACGUCACGCCGUGGAACGGGUUCACGGUGGACCAUGUCUCCGGCACCAAGGUGGGUGCCACCACGUUUGAUGCGUCGGGCCGCCGCCGCAGCGCCGCCGACCUCCUUGCUCUGGCCCGCCCUGGCCGCCUCCGUGUCGCCAUCCGUGGUACGGUGACCCGUGUCAUCACCAGCCCCAUUGAUCCUGCCGCCCGCCGUGGAAGGUCUCCGCAGCCAGCAGUCGCAGCAGUCGGUGUUGUUUACCAGGACCGUCUCCUCCAGCAGCACCAUGCGCUGCUGCGCCCAGGCGGCGAGGUCAUACUCUCUGCAGGUGCCAUCGGGAGCCCCCAGCUGCUGCUGCUCAGCGGCAUUGGCCCCGCCGGCGAUCUUGCCUCCCUGGGCAUCCCAGUCUCCGCCGACGUCCCCGACGUUGGCAGGCACAUGUUCGACAACCCCCGGAAUGGCAUCUCCAUCGUCCCAUCGAUCCCCAUCGAUCACUCGCUCAUCCAGGUGGUUGGCAUCCCCUCUGCGAAUGGCAACGAGUCCUACCUCGAGGCUGCGUCGUACAUUGUGCCUCUCGCUCCAAUGCUAUGGCGUCCUGGUCUUUUGGGUGGUCCCUCCUCGCCGCUGUAUGUCACCGUGGUGACCAUCAUGGAGAAGGUUCCUGGCCCGCUGUCGGAGGGCUCGCUCUGGCUCACGUCGUCGAAUCCCCUGGAGAGCCCCGCCGUGCGCUUCAACUACCUGAGCCGCCGCGAGGACCUGGCACGGUGCGUCGCCGGCAUGCGCCGUGUGGCGAGAGUGCUCGAGAGCUCGACGAUGGAGGCGUUCCGCUCGGCGGCGGCAGCGUCGUUGGGCGGCCAAGGUAGCAGGAGAGGAGGGUCUGCCAGGAGGGAGCUCAGGAUGGUCGGGGCUCCAUUGCCGGCUGACUGGAGCACGAACGACACGGCUCUGGGUGAAUUCUGCCGGCAGACCGUGGCGACGCUGUGGCAUUACCAUGGAGGCUGUGUAGCUGGGAGUGUGGUGGACAGGGAUUUCCGUGUUUUUCGUGUGCGCGCUCUUCGCGUGGUGGAUGGAUCAACAUUCAGGGAGACACCAGGGACCAAUCCCCAGGCCACGAUCCUGAUGAUGGGCAGGUAUGUGGGGCUGAAGAUGAUUGAGGAGCGCCACAGCAGAAGGCAAGUCAGAACAUCAACAGAUUCCUCUUCCAACGCUUGAAAAAGAGAAUUUUUUUGAUCCAACAGAAAGCAUUUCAGCUCUACUCUUAUCAACUUGACCUUACUCUUUCUGUUACUAGUAUUAUGUAUAGACUAUAGAGAGAUAGCUGGGAGGAUAAUGACUUACAUGUGUACAGUGAUAGCAAGAGGGAAGCAGGGCUUUGCCUAGACAAUAGUACUACAUUUUUGCCUUUGUGAAUACCAUGAUGCUGGUAUAUAUGUGCAGGACAGUCUCAUAGUUGAUCUGAUGUGCGGCAAACCAGCAGUACUGCCUGGAGUUCAUCAUGUCGGCUUUUGCUGAAUAUCAGUAGAGCAAUUUUACCAUCAUUAAGAAGAUAAUAAGA
This is a messenger RNA of Oryza brachyantha (malo sina), 2134 nucleotides long. Its product is annotated as (R)-mandelonitrile lyase-like. The transcript has 5 exons. The record is from RefSeq and is a predicted model, not a curated record. Gene Ontology annotation, molecular function: flavin adenine dinucleotide binding; oxidoreductase activity, acting on CH-OH group of donors. Bases 1 to 1791 code for a protein of 596 amino acids. NCBI's taxonomy places the organism in Eukaryota, Viridiplantae, Streptophyta, Magnoliopsida, Poales, Poaceae.